Molecule: messenger RNA, 468 nt
Organism: Arabis nemorensis
Lineage: Eukaryota; Viridiplantae; Streptophyta; Magnoliopsida; Brassicales; Brassicaceae
Source: the annotation of a GenBank genome assembly
AUGGAUUGUUCAUUCAUUACCACAAACGAUCUCCAAAGAAUGUUCGAGAAGCUCGACAAGAACCAAGAUGGGCUUGUGACCCUCGACGAGCUCCAUUGGAUUCUUGAAAGACUCGGUUGGACCGAACACACUCCCGAUGAGCUUGAACUGAUCGUUGGAAAACAGAGCCUCGAUUUAGACGAGUUCCUUCGGUUCUACUACGACGUCGUUUCAAAUAGCAGAGGAACGAAGAACGAUAUUAAUGUCGUUGAUGAUGAUGAAGCGAUCAUGAGGGCGUUUAAUGUGUUUGAUGUGAACGGAGAUGGUUAUAUUUCGUCGGAGGAGCUUCGGGCUGUGUUGGAACGGCUUGGGUUCGAGGAGGAGGCGAAGGCUUGGGAUUGUAGGAGAAUGAUUCGAGUCCAUGACAAGAAUCUUGAUGGUGUUAUUGAUUUUGAUGAAUUCAAGAACAUGGUCUUACAUGUCCAGUGA